This is a messenger RNA of Rhagoletis zephyria (snowberry fruit fly), 3333 nucleotides long. RefSeq lists its product as uncharacterized. NCBI's taxonomy places the organism in Eukaryota, Metazoa, Arthropoda, Insecta, Diptera, Tephritidae. The record is from RefSeq and is a predicted model, not a curated record.
GUAUGUGAAUCGAAUAUCGCGCGUAUCAAUAUAGAACCAAUUCCACCUCCCGCUGCCGAAUCGCUUUCUACGAAUGAAGCAACAUCCACAUCUAGUAACUACCAGCUGACGCCACUGAGUUGCCCGAUACAAACGCAAAGCGCAACCACUCAGACAACCACAGCAACGCAGCAUGUGCAAAACGAUUGCCAAAAUUUUCUCAAUCUCAAAUCUCAAAGAGUUUCGCCGAAUGGUAAAAGUGACGUUUCUGCCGCCAGCAGUGAUCCGUCGUUAGAUGGUAUUGGGGCCAAAACAUCAACCGAAUCACGACGGGCAGGGGAAUUCAAUGAUUUCGUCAGAGGGGCGGACAUUGCAAUGACCAUAACGAAAGUUGAAGAGCAGAAAGAAGAAGAUAAUAUUAAUGCUUCAUUGUCUUACUUGGAUGACAAUAAAAACUCAUUUGUCGACGAGGGAUCACUUAAGGAAAUGAAGUUCGAAAUGAACAAUGCUAAAAGUGCGUCAAACGCCACGCUGCGAUCGUUGGGUAGUAGUACUCAGGUUAAAAACGAGCAAAUACAGGCUGCUGCAGCAAGUGGCAGCAGUGUUUUGUCUGCCGCCAAAGAUGUUUCGAAGUUGGCGAAUUUCGGAAAGGCUCGUCGGGAAAGUGCGUCAUUGUCGCGUUCUGAGUCCAGUGCAUCUAUCGACCUAAGGGAUUCGGUGCUGCCAACUAGGACGUUGCUGCGGCGACAGAGGCGAAUGCAUUCACAAUAUUCGCAAGAUAAGCAGGAAGAUCCAAUCGAACGGUUAAAUCGACUGCGAGCGCGAAUAUCGGGGGCUUUGAACGAAGUAAAGGGUGUGCUAAAGCACUACAGUACUGAUGAGGGUGGUGAAACGGAUCAGCCUCUAUGCGAACCGAAUGAUUCUUCAACAUCACUGGAUUCGCAUAAACUUACAACCGACCAAACAACUGUAAAGGAUGAAGGUCCAGUGAGUUUUCGCUUCGUCAAAAAAAUUCGACGCCGAAGCGUGUUCAAUGAAGGGGAAACCUGUGAAUUAAAGGAAGACAUAAAAUGCGAAACACUAGAAGCAAACCAGACUAAUGAUUGUGAAUAUAAUUGUCAUGUGCCAAGUGAAGAAAUAAAUUUAGAAAAAGGCGGAAUAAAGGAUCACGAUAAUAUUACUUCGAUUCCUAUGAUUGAAAACGGAAAUAAAUCACAAGAAAUUGAAAAUUUGGCUUUAAAAAGUUCUGCGAAACUUUCAAUGACUUCAAAUGAAAACAUUUCCGAGAAAUUUCACGGAUGUAUUGAAGAUAAUAUUUUGGAAUCCGCUGAGCCCAACCUGAAACCUGUUGCGGGAGAUAAUACAGUUAUUGACGUUGCUGAAGUAGAAACUAAAAGCUGCAACCCUAAAGAUGCUUCAAUGGAAAUUCAGUCAAAAGCAACUGAACCACAUAUUCCGAAUAUAUCGGCAAACGAAACAAAAAGGCCAAAAAAAAGGCUUAUACUAAAACCAAAACAGAACGCUCGCCGUGCCUCUAUCGCCGCAAUUGAAGGUUCGCAAAUUGACCCACCGGUCAAUAUAGCCAUUCCCCUUGCAAUUAAAACACAAAGGCGGCCUUCGGAUUCCGAAGCCAUAGUAAAAAGAAAAAUUAACUUUUCAGAAUCAGUCGGCAAUGCACCAAUAAAAAAUAACGGAACAGUUGUGAAAGAGAAACGACCGCCCGUGAAAAAAAAUUCAACAACAUCAAAGGUGGAUAUAAAUCAGCAUAAUGAUCGUACUAAAAAUGCUGCUACAACGACACAUUUAAAAAGCAGCGCAAUAACUACGGUGGUGGACACUGCGGCUACGCAGGCAACAAUUAAAACCGAAGUGCCAAUAGCGUCAGAUUUGUUGUUGUCAACACAAUUAACAACUGCAAGCGCAAUUGGUGAUGCAGAGUUGCACAGUGGCGAUAAGUUAGACAAAACGAAAUCCGAGGUAAAGCAGGCAUUAUCAAUAGCGACAAAUACUUGGCGGUCAUCAACGAAGUUGAGUGAUGAGAACGGUGAAAUGGUGGCAGCAGCGAUGGCAGCGAUGGCAAGUCAGUUGCAGGCUGGCGAGGCAAGCAGUCACACAAUAAACGCAGAAAAGCAACCGUUAAGCAAAGCAAAAGAAAUAACGUUUUCUACAGAAAAGGCAAAUGAUCAAUGCAUUAGCGAGGAUCGGUCAGCUUUAACAUUAGCAGACGUUUCGAAGAAACCCAUUGAUCUGGAAUUCCAACCAACCAGUCAAGGAGUUAAUGCAGAUCCUGGGCAGUUGAUCAGUUGCUCUGAAGCAUCAAAUAGCGCUGCAACUUUGGCAGGUACAGAAAAAGUCAGCUCCACUACACAUUUGGAUACGUCAGCCUCCUUUAACGGCAACACGUUGUGUCCUGUACAAACAUUAACAGUUUCAAGUAGGCGCGAUUGUCCUGAAGAACAGAAUAUUAAAGAGAUUUUAAACCAUAAUUCGAAACAGCCAAUCGCGGAAGUCGAAGGAGGUGAUAAAAUGCCAGAGCAGCAGGUCACUCCAACGCCCGUAAAGCCGGUGCAAAUUUUUGCUGAAAACGAUGCGGGUAAAAUUAGUUUUUCAAAAAAGAAAAUCACAAUAAAAAGAAUAAUACGGAAAAGCUCCAUAGAUAACGCCACUGAAAAUAAGACAUCCAACAAAACCGCGGGCAUAGAAACUAAAAAAGACGAAGAUAAUCACAGACUUCAGCUUUCAAGUAAUUUGGUAGCGGAAAAAUGCGAAAAAAACGAAGAAGAAAAUAUUCUUGAUGACGAAAUGAAGACUGUCGAAGAACGUCCCAUUGAAUCGGCCAUCGUAUUAACCGAACCUAAAGAGCCACGCAAAAUUAAAAAGAAAGUAAUCAUCAAACGUCAACAGCGCAAACUCUCCGUUGGAGAGACUUCAUUCUUCAAAGAACCUGAUCAGCCAGAUGCCAUACCAGCUGCUACCGAAACUUUAGAGAGAGCAAUAGCUUACGUAACAGACGAUGAAGACGAUACCACAGGGCAAGCAGUGGAACCCGUCCAGCCAAUCAAAUCCUGUAUGAAACAACGAGAAUACCAAGUGGGAGAUUGGGUAAUGUAUGGAGAGCGCUUCCGUAAGACACAAAUACGCUGGAAGAAAGGCCAAAUUAUUGAACGAAUCACAAGCAUAUCCUAUAAAAUCAAGAUCGACGACAAAGAAAUUUCGGCACACAUCAGCUACAUCAAGAAGUACACUGGCCGUAGGGUAAAUUUCGGUGGCAAAGAGUAUCUGGAAAUCGACUAUGAGCAGAUAGCGGAAGAAGAGCGGCGCGCUCGGACGUAUAGUAUAUGGAAUAUGGUCUGA